Messenger RNA from Ananas comosus (pineapple), 2091 nucleotides. RefSeq lists its product as uncharacterized. The record is from RefSeq and is a predicted model, not a curated record. The transcript has 9 exons. Bases 253 to 1767 code for a protein of 504 amino acids. Lineage: Eukaryota; Viridiplantae; Streptophyta; Magnoliopsida; Poales; Bromeliaceae. Gene Ontology annotation, cellular component: endosome; cytoplasm; trans-Golgi network.
CUCUCUCUCUCUCUCUCUCAUCCUUCGCUACACUCCUCACAGAUCCCGGUCGAGCUCUCGCUCCCCCGAUCCCCUCUUCUAGGGUUUCCUCCUCCUCUCUCUCCCCACCACCAUCUCAAAACCCUAGCUCUAAUCCCAUCUAAUGCGAAGAAUCGGAGAUGGUUGGGGCCGGAGAGGCGGCGGCGGCGGCGGCGGCGGCGUUGGUGGCGGAGCGAGGCAUCAGGCGAAGCAGCUCGGAAGUGGCGGAGGACGAUGGCGGGGAGGCUCGGGAUCGCCGUCGUCGUCCUCGUCGUAUGCACCCUAUCGCUCUUCUCCUCGAUCGGCGUCCCUCGCCCGUAUAGCACAGUGAGGAAGGUUGAUGUGAAUGAUCUGUGGAGAACUGCUGAUUCUGGUGGUUGGAGAGCAUCAUCGGCACCACGGUCCUACUGGCCUCCUCCUCCAACUGAGAGCAAUGGUUAUUUACGUGUGCGGUGCAAUGGCGGCUUGAAUCAACAACGGAGUGCGAUAUGUAAUGCUGUUGUUGCUGCGCGAAUCAUGAAUGCUACGUUGGUGCUGCCUGAUUUGGACACAAAUUCUUUUUGGCGGGAUGAGAGCGGUUUUCCAGGUAUCUACGAUGUAGAGCACUUCAUCAAGUCACUGAGAUAUGAUGUGCGCAUUGUUAGAAGCCUUCCAGAAAUCUCUUCAAAUGGAAAGACCAAGAAGAUGAAAUCUUAUCAGAUUCGUCCACCAAGAGAUGCUCCUUUAAGCUGGUACACAACAUUUGCAUUGGAAAUGAUGAAGCAGCAUGGUGCGAUUUAUCUCACUCCUUUUUCACACCGUUUAGCAGAGGAGAUUGACAACCCUGAGCUUCAGAGGUUGAGAUGCCGUGUUAACUAUCAUGCACUUAGGUUUAAACCUCACAUCAUGCAAAUAAGCAGUGAGAUAGUGAAUAAACUCCGUGCACAAGGCCACUUCAUGUCAAUACACCUUCGAUUUGAGAUGGAUAUGCUUGCAUUUGCUGGGUGUAUUGAUAUAUUCACACCGGAAGAACAGAAAAUCUUGAUCAAAUACAGAAAAGAGAACUUUGCAGAGAAGGAACUUGUUUACAGAGAAAGGAGGCUCAUCGGGAAGUGCCCAUUAACUCCAGAAGAGGUUGGUCUCAUUCUGCGCUCCAUGGGGUUCGACAACUCUACUCGAAUCUACCUCGCUUCCGGCGAGCUUUUCGGGGGGGAGCGUUUCAUGAAGCCAUUCCGAGAAAUGUUUCCUCACCUCGAGAACCACAGCUCGGUGGGACCCGAAAAGCUCGAAGAGAAUGCUCGAGGGUUGGCGGGCUCCGCGGUCGACUACAUGGUCUGUCUCCUCUCCGACAUCUUCGUGCCCACAUACGACGGCCCGAGCAACUUCGCCAACAACCUAAUGGGCCACCGCCUCUACUACGGGUUUCGAACCAUUAUACAACCCGAUAGAAAGGCCUUGGCCCCUAUUUUCGUCGACCGGGAGGAGGGCCGGGGGUCCGGGUUUGAGGAGCGGGUUAGGCAAGUCAUGUAUAGAACGAAUUUCGGCGGGCCGCACAAGAGAGUGCGGCCCGAGUCGUUCUACACGAACUCGUGGCCCGAGUGCUUCUGCCAGCCGGAGUCCAAGAACCCAAAGGACAAGUGCCCGCCGGAGAACGUUGUAGAAGUUUUGGGCAGCCAGUUGCAGAGCGAGGAGAGCGAGGGUUCGGAGGAAGGGAAGGAUGCGAAUCAGGCAGCCGCGACCGGUCGAGCAGAAGAAGAGGGUUCAACUUGAAGGGCGACUGUUAUUUUUAAUCUACAGCUCGGAGAAAUGAUUGUUUGAGUGGCUCGGCGCGGAACGUGUUCUACUCUGAAUCGAUAGAGGUUUCCGAGCUACAAAUUCGGAACGUUGAAGACAAGCUACGGAGAUUGAGAUCGAAACAUUCUGUGCGGCGGUCAGAGUAAAUUUUUUCCCCCCCCUUUUCUUUGUAGUGAUAUUUUUUUUUGUAAGAAGUGAUUCGAACCUCAUUAAUCAAUCGCCAUCUUAGUUUGUAAAAAUUUGAAAACACGAUGAUUUCUUAAGAUAAUAGACAAUGAUAAUAAGUUGGGUUUUAAACUA